This is a messenger RNA of Hipposideros armiger (great roundleaf bat), 2984 nucleotides long. RefSeq names its product axin interactor, dorsalization associated (gene AIDA). Gene Ontology annotation, molecular function: phosphatidylinositol binding. The record is from RefSeq and is a predicted model, not a curated record. The transcript has 10 exons. The coding region runs from base 202 to 1122 and encodes 306 amino acids. Gene Ontology annotation, cellular component: membrane. Gene Ontology annotation, biological process: determination of ventral identity. Lineage: Eukaryota; Metazoa; Chordata; Mammalia; Chiroptera; Hipposideridae.
GCGGCGGGGCGGCCUCCUCGGAGCCGCAAAGUUUGGCUGUGGCGGCAAAUGGGCUUGGGCGGCUCCUGGGCUGGUGGCGGUGGUGACCGUAGCGGUUCCUUCUGGCCCUGUUAAUGUCGGGGCCAGGCCCGGGGAGGAUGGCGCCCUAGAGCCCGGCCUCGCUGGGGUAAGGGGCGGGAGGGAACGGGGUGGGGACCGGCCAUGUCGGAGGUGACCCGGAGCCUACUGCAGCGCUGGGGCGCCAGUUUUAGGAGAGGCGCCGACUUCGACUCUUGGGGCCAGCUGGUGGAGGCGAUAGACGAGUAUCAGAUAUUAGCAAGACAUCUACAAAAAGAGGCCCAAGCUCAACACAAUAAUUCUGAAUUCACAGAAGAACAAAAGAAAACCAUAGGCAAAAUUGCAACAUGCUUGGAAUUACGAAGUGCAGCUUUACAGUCCACACAGUCCCAAGAAGAAUUUAAACUGGAGGAUCUGAAGAAGCUAGAACCAAUCCUAAAGAAUAUUCUUACAUAUAAUAAAGAAUUCCCAUUUGAUGUUCAACCUGUCCCUUUAAGAAGAAUUUUAGCACCUGGCGAAGAAGAGAAUUUGGAAUUUGAAGAAGAUGAAGAAGAGGGUGGUGCUGGAGCAGGGUCUCCUGAUUCCUUUCCUGCUAGAGUCCCUGGUACUUUAUUACCAAGGCUGCCAUCAGAACCAGAAAUGACGUUACUCACGAUCAGAAUUGAGAAGAUCGGUCUGAAAGAUGCUGGCCAGUGCAUUGAUCCCUAUAUCACAGUUAGUGUAAAGGAUCUGAAUGGCAUAGAUUUAACUCCUGUGCAAGAUACUCCUGUGGCUUCAAGAAAAGAAGAUACGUAUGUUCAUUUUAAUGUGGACAUUGAGCUCCAGAAGCAUGUUGAAAAAUUAACCAAAGGUGCAGCUAUCUUCUUUGAAUUCAAACACUACAAGCCUAAAAAAAGGUUUACCAGUACCAAGUGCUUUGCUUUCAUGGAGAUGGAUGAAAUUAAACCUGGGCCAAUUGUAAUAGAACUAUACAAGAAACCCACUGACUUUAAAAGAAAGAAAUUGCAAUUAUUGACCAAGAAACCACUUUAUCUUCAUCUACAUCAAACUUUGCACAAGGAAUGACCCUGACAUGAAUAACCUGGAACUUCUGUGAAUUUUACCACUCACUAGAAACCAUCAUAGCUCUGUGUAGCAUAUCACCCUUCAGCAGGCAUGAAGCGAACCAUCCCUAUGCCGGUAGGCCAGAGUGAGUCCAAUGCAAAGCUGGAGCCCAGAAUUCAAAGUCCAGCCCACCACCGAAUGUGAGACUCCUUUGGGUACAGGCUGAUUGUAGGAUUUGAAACGUUUUCACUUUUCUAUUGAUUGUGCAAUUAAUAGUCUCUCUUCUGAUUUACCACUACUCCUGCCCUCCUUCCUGGAACAACUCUGUUGUGGGUAGGAUGUGCUCAUCUUCAACCUUAAUACAGCAAUAAGAAAGUGCUAGAGUUUACACAUCUGUUCACUUUGCUCCACUGUGCUCCUUUGUUUUUUGAGUUAAUGUCCAACGUUGAGCCGAUGUGGGUGGGAUAGUAUGAAACUGCUUCGAGAGGGAUUGGACCAAUUACACUGUCCGAGGUCAGUCUGGACAUGUAUAGGCUGCUCCUCAGAGAUCGCCUUGAUUCACCCUCUCAGUUUUCCUGCUCAGAGUGUGCCUCGGCCACGUCAGUGUCCGUGGGGGCGUGUUCCCAGGUUGUAGCUGGGAUUUUUCCCGAUGACCAGGCCGUUUUCUGAAAGUGAGCAUAUUUUUAGUCACUCUUCGUCUAUGUCGCAUUGCUAUAUUCUUUCUGAUAGUGAUUCUAGGGUUAACGUGGCACCAUCUCAGAAUAACUGCAGAUUUUUAGAUGGGUUUAUAAUGUCUUCUGAAUCAUGUAACCUACAAAUAACUUGAGUCAGACGCUAACGAGAUACUGCAGGAAUAACUGCUGAUUUUCUGACAACUGAUUGUGAAACCUGAAAACCUGCAUACCUCUUCUCACAGUGAUGAGUAUGCAAUAUCUGGAGAUAUUUUUUUUUUUUAACAUAGGUAGAUAGGAUUGCCAUUUAUUCCCUAUUUAGGUAUAUCAACAUUCAUCCAUAUGGAAAUAUGCAGGUCAUUAGCUUAUAAUUUGACUACAUUACUUUUGACUUAAUGGGGCAUAAAUAAAACUUCCAUAUUGCACACUAGGUGGCUGUUUGAUACACAGAAUAUUAAGGUCUGGGGUGGGCUUUCUGUGGGUUCAUGUAGAGCCCACAUAUUUAACGUUCACAGUUUUAAAUGACCUGUGCUAGCAUGAGGGGAAGGCAGUGCCAGCCAGCACCUGGCCUGUUUCUAAACUGGUAUAAUAACCCUAGUCAUACCAUUCAAUAUGUUUGCUUUUGAAAAUAGUAACCACAGUUUUCUAGCCCUUGUACUUCACGAGAUCUAGUCUUUCCUUUCAGUUGUCUAUUAGGUCGAUUCUGUUUCCGAAGAGGAUGUUGAAAACUGUAUGAGCCUCAAAGUAUUCUCAACCAAAUUUAGUCUUGUCUGUCAUCUUGGUUAGAUCAACUCCACAAUGAUUCAAUCCACAAUCAAGCAAGGGGAUGAGGAAUUUGCCUUAAAUUACUGUUGUUCACUCAGCUCUUAGACUGUGAGUUGUCAGCCCCCAGACUGUAAGCUCCUCAAGGGGCAAGAACCACAUUUUCUCCAGGUCAUGUAAAUUUUCUAAGGUGCUUGGCAGCACUCUGUACCCUGUGGAGUACUCAGUACCUUUUGUUUGAUGUUGCUGACAAGACCUAAAAAAUUAUCCCUCAAAAAACCUAUUAAAAUGUAGCAAAAUGGAUAUAUUGUUCUUUCUCUUUUCUCAGACCGUAAGACAUGUAUAGCAAAGUGAUAAUUUAUAUGAAGAAGCAUCUGCUAUUGUUCACAUAAGUAUGGUUUAUAUGAACUACAAAUGCCUUUCAUCAGUAUUAAAGAAGCUUAAAUUGAA